Molecule: messenger RNA, 1018 nt
Organism: Eucalyptus grandis
Lineage: Eukaryota; Viridiplantae; Streptophyta; Magnoliopsida; Myrtales; Myrtaceae
Product: RING-H2 finger protein ATL70
Exons: 1
Coding region: 272-805 (177 amino acids)
Source: RefSeq, a predicted model, not a curated record
UCGCUCUUGCUUCAUCCCCAGAUGCACACCACCUUUUAAAUUAAACUCCCCCCACCCCCAUCCACCUCGUGUCGCCGUUGACUUUUUCGCCCUUUUCUUCUUGAAACACCGCAUUGGAUCUUUACAUCACAACAAACCCUCGAAAUCAUAUGACAGCUUCUUCGCUCGAUCUGAUCGGUUCCCUAAUCGCCGCCAUGGCCGAGCCGAGCCCUCUCGAUCUGAUCCCCCUCCCUUUGCCUUCUUAGCACACCCGGAAGCCACUUGAGCGGAUAUGAACAACUCCACCGACUCGCCUGGCGGCUUCCUCGGAGCCAACAACCUCGGAGGCUUUGGCUAUGGCGUCGGCGUCUCCGUCGGCAUCCUCCUCCUCAUCACCACCAUCACCCUAGCCUCCUAUUACUGCACCCGGACCGUUGACCCGGCGCCCCAGCAGCAGCGCAACAUCAUAAACGUCCACCGCCGGCGGGCGUCGCGAGAUGGGGCAAGGGCAGCGGCGGAUGCAGUGGUCGUCGAUGUGGGCCUCGACGAGGCCACCAUAAAGAGCUACCCGAGGCUGCUCUACUCGGAGGCGAAGCUGAGGAGCUCGGGCUCGACGGCUUCCUGCUGCUCCAUAUGCUUGGGGGACUACAAGGGCCGCGACGAGCUGAGGAUGAUUCCGGACUGCGGCCAUCUGUUCCACCACGAGUGCAUCGACCCGUGGCUGAGGAUGCACCCGACGUGCCCCAUGUGCCGGAAUUCUCCCUUGCCCACCCCGAUGCCGACCCCACUCGCGGAGGUGGUGCCGCUGGCUACUAGGAGGGACUGAUCUCAGAUCGAACGACAAUCCCGGGAUGGAUAUGUAGGCAGCCCUUUAGAAAAAAAUUUCCCCUUCUUGUUCUGUUUUUCAGAAGAUAGGGUUUACUGGAUGCUUAUUCAUUGUUUUAUCAUUUUUUUUACUGGAUCUAGAUCUAACUUCUCUCGAUUCUUUGUAUUAUAAUGUCAUUCUUUCUCGCAUGGAACACAUUUCCAGGAAUUUUAA